Messenger RNA from Capsaspora owczarzaki ATCC 30864, 3236 nucleotides. RefSeq lists its product as hypothetical. Gene Ontology annotation, molecular function: actin filament binding. Gene Ontology annotation, cellular component: cortical actin cytoskeleton; plasma membrane; cell projection. The transcript is spliced from 7 exons. The record is from RefSeq and is a predicted model, not a curated record. Gene Ontology annotation, biological process: actin cytoskeleton organization. The coding region runs from base 88 to 3108 and encodes 1006 amino acids. NCBI's taxonomy places the organism in Eukaryota, Filasterea, Ministeriida, Capsasporidae.
UUUAUUUUACAUUCUCGUUGAGCUUCACUUCCUCUUCUUCUUCUUCUUCACUGCUGUUCGCUUGGGUUGCAGUCACAGAUCUGAGGAAUGAGCUCCAUCGCUGGCGAACAACAGCCCGAGUUUGAGGCUGUGCGUCAUGCGAGCCGCGACCUCACCAAAGCCAUCCAACUCCGCACUUCGGUGCGUUGGAUCAACUUGCAUCUCGCCACCCCGCUGCCAGCCGCGACAGAGGUCAAGCCAGUGGAAAACCUCACAACCGAUCUCAUGGACGGCACCGUCAUUGUCGUCCUCGUCCAGCGCCUCGCGAAUCGCAAGGUCAACCGCAAGUGGCAUCGAAAUCCCCAGCAACGAAUUCACAUGACCGAGAACGCUCAACUGGCCUUCCAGCUGCUGGAUGAUUUUAUCGAUACGUCUGGGCUGAACAGCAACGGCCUCGCCGACAAGGAUGAAAAGAACAACCUCGCGCUGAUCUUUCAGCUCAUGUUAUACUUUGAAGUCACCAGCAAUGUUGGCCGCAUGCUGCUGCCUGACUCGGGUCACGAUUCCCACGGCACAAAGGGAUCACGGCCCACAGUAAGCGAGCUGAAACAUGCCUUGCUUGGUUGGCUCGGUUCCGUGACGGAGCAGGACGUGAAGAGCUUUGAAAGUUUUGCAGACGGUACCUUGUUCAUCAAGCUUGUGAACAGCGUCUCUUCCAAGGGUAUUUCGGACUCGGAAAUAAACAAAGCGUCGAAUUCAAUCGAUCGCAUGAAGCUGGCCUUUCAAGCUGCGCAGGAUCAACUGGAAAUUCCAGCCAUUUUGGAUGCCCACGAUUUGACAAGCGUCAUGCCGCACGGCUCAGAUCACGGCUCAGACCACGGCUCAGACCACGGCUCAGACCACGGCUCAGACCACGGCUCAGACACCCAGGGCUCCGGGGGUCAUGGCGCUGAUUGGAAAACACUCUCCCCUGCCAAACGCAACCACCACGCUGGAAGUGCCGAGCAGCGCUCUGAGGUCGAAAAGUCAAUCAUGACAUACGUCUCCAUGUUUGUUCCAUUCCGCUCUCGUGCGGAAGACCCCAAGCACAUCCCUGGGCAAAGCCUGCCAAGUCGGCCCAAACCUGUUGCUCGGAACGAUCCGCCAGCCGCAGCACCGACUCACCCUGCUGGACUUCUUUCGCCGGUUCCUGCGACCUCGCAGUCCCGAAGCCGGUCGACGAGUCCAACUCCGUCCAACAAUCCCAUUUCGCAUCCCAAGGACUCGUACGGCGUACGAAGCCCAAUCAACGAGGCAAAGUCGCUUCCUGCUCCCGUUCCCGACAACGUGGAGGCUGCUCGAUUGAAAGAUUUGCGAGACCUUUUCGAGCAAAACACCACUUUGAAGACGGCAAGCGCGAUAUUAAAGGAUCGGCUUGAGCAAGCAGAAAAGCAGCUUGCCGAGCAGGUGGCCAGUAUUCAUCAGCUUGAAACGGCCAGUGCACAAGAGAAGAGUCGAGCCGAAGAUGCCACCCACCAGAUCGAAGAAUUAAGCCGCAAACUUGCCAACACUCACUCGAAAGCGGAGCUGGCGGAAAACCGCUUGAAGCAGCUCGGCGAACAGCAAGUCAAGACGGAAUCAGAAUUAGUCGAUGCGCAGAACAAGCGAAUGGAGGCUGAGGAUAAGGCUGCUGGUGCCGCGACAAAGCUGGCCGAGUCUCAGUGCCGACUCAAAGAAGCCGAGAGCAAGCUAGCGGAUGCGUCAACCACUGCCGAUGAGUUGGCCGAAACCCAGCGCAAGCUCAAGGAAGCCGAGAGCAAGAUCGCGGAUGCGUCCACCGUUGCCGAUGAGUUGGCCGAAUCGCAGCGAAGGCUCAAGGAAGCCGAGGAUAAGGCGGCUGCAGAAUUGGCAGAAACACAGCGCAAGCUCAACGAAGCCGAGAGCAAGAUCGCGGAUGCAACCACCGUUGCUGAUGAGUUGGCCGAAACCCAGCGCAAGCUGAAGGAAGCCGAGGAUAAGGCGGCAGCAGAAUUGGCAGAAACACAGCGCAAGCUCAACGAAGCCGAGAGCAGGCUGUCAGAUGCAUCAACCACUGCUGAUGAAUUGGCCGAAUCGCAGCGCAAGCUGAAGGAAGCCGAGAGCAAGAUCGCGGAUGCGUCCACCGUUGCCGAUGAGUUGGCCGAAUCGCAGCGCAAGCUGAAGGAAGCCGAGAGCAAGAUCGCGGAUGCGUCCACCGAAGCCGAGGAUAAGGCGGCUGCAGAAUUGGCAGAAACACAGCGCAAGCUCAACGAAGCCGAGAGCAAGAUCGCGGAUGCAUCCACCACUGCCGAUGAGCUGGCCGAAACCCAGCGCAAGCUGAAGGAAGCCGAGAGCAAGAUCGCGGAUGCAUCAACCACUGCUGAUGAAUUGGCCGAAUCGCAGCGCAAGCUGAAGGAAGCCGAGAGCAAGCUAGCGGGUGCAUCAACCACUGCUGAUGAAUUGGCCGAAUCGCAGCGAAAACUCAAAGAAACCGAGAAAAAGCUAGCGGAUGCGUCAACUGCCGCUAUCCAGUUGGCCGAAACGCAGCGAAAACUGAAGGAAGUCGAGGCCGGUGCCGCAAUUGCUGCUGCCGAGGAGAAAGCUGCGAACGCAAAGAUUACCGCUGAAUUACAGCACAAACUCAAAGAGGCCGCCACACAGCACGCUCAAUCGCUUGCCGACGUGCAAAAGCAGCUGAAAGAGUUCAAGGACAAGGCAAUGCGGGAGUCGAAUGCAGCGAGCGAGGCAGAACCUCGCGAACGUACCCAUGUUGCAAAGCUUCAACAGCAUGCCGACAAUGUUAGCGCAGAGCUUGUCGCCACACAAGCCAAGCUGAAAAGCGCCGAGACCCUGUGCACGGAGCUUCAAGCUAGCCAGAGGCAACGGGAAGCUGAUGCAACUGUUCUUGAGCAGCGACUGGCCGACGAGCACGAGACCAACAUUCGCGCGAUUCACAACAAGUCGCAAGAGCUGCAAGAGCAAAUCGAACAAAUUUUCCAGGACUCGGCAUUAGCAUCCAAGCAGUCAAUGAUGUCUAGCUCGUGGCAGAUUGCGAGCUUUGUUGCCUCAUGUCUCGUCGUUGCCAUCGUGCUGGUGCUUCAAGCGCUGGAGUGGCGCCCUCGUCCGACUUGAUGUCGGUUGAUUCGGUGCUUGGGGGUUGGUGAAUGAAUGAAACAAUAGACACCCGAACAGUCAUCAUUGGUUUGUUUUGACUUAUUUAUUGUUGAUUUUCAAUGCUAAAUUCGGAAACGAAACACAGC